UGGAGGGGUUACCCCGAGUUCCUUCAAAUGAUAUACUCAUGCUAUAGCAUGAUAUCUGGUGAGCCUGCAUGAAAACGCGCUGCAGUUGACGGAAUAGCGCCGCUCACUUUCCAGUGUUGUAUUCAACAAUCGUUAUUAUGCCCUCUGCCGUGGACUCAGCCAGACGUAUCUAAUUGAGCGAGUUCAUUGUUGAACUGUAUCGCAGUUUACCGUGGCAAUUUUUUUUUGGAUUGAAAUGAUGGAAACUGAUAUAAUUAUUAUACAACCAUUUUAUUUUCAUGCGCUGAUGACGGCUGCACUUGUGACAGUUCCUAUAGUGGUGCAACAUUAUAGCUUGUUUCCUUGUGGAAUUCUAUGAAAGUGGAACAAUUUUUGCAGACAAGAAGAUGCAUCUUUUCGCAAUACCUACAAUUCGAUACACUCACUCUGGAAGAAAAAUGUAAUACCUUGUAUAUUUGAAGCUGAUGUUUGUUUUUAUCUUGAUAGAAAUCAUCUUGUAUUAGCAAUAGGGAAAUGGCUUAUUAUUGACACACAAGGAAGAGUAUAAGAUUACGUUUCACCAACUUGUCCUCCUCAAAACUGUUCUAUAACGAGAGAAUCAUUACUGUCAUCUACGAGGGUGCAUCCCCUAAUACUCCUUUUCCCUAGAAAUUGAGUAUAUUUCCUUGUGGAGUGCUGAAAUGAGACAUGCUUCUUUUGUAAUUUUAGAAUAUUUAAGUGAAACUGAAAUGCCAGUUUUCAAUAAAAGGCACGUGUUUUUGUGAAAUCUAUCCAUUCUUUUUGAAGAUUUACAAACGUCGCACAUACCUCGGAUCAUCAUCAUCAUCGGCGUUGUUCUCCUCUAGAGGUUAAGAUGGAGUCGCUCUACACCACUGUCUCUCACAGUAGAGUGGCAGGUGGUAGGCCACCAGGAGAACUAUUUGUAAAUCUAGGUUACAAUACAUCGACUACGGCAGGAACAGAACUAGUUCCAGGUCCUGAUUGGGACCCAACACCCUCAGGAGGAGUGAGUGGCACCGAGGCGACGACAGAUCCAGCUUUUGGUAUAGCCUUAGCAUGUUUGACGAUUCCUGUGGUUCUGGUGGGCAGUCUGGCUAAUAUCAUGGUGCUUUAUGUCGUGCUAAGGUUUAAGAAGAUGCAUAAACGUGAUCAACUACUCGUUCGCUAACCUUGCUUUAGCUGAUCUACUUGGGCUUCUUGUCGACGCCUUUCCCGCCAUCAUACUGACUCUACAAAGCCAUUCACUGAGCGAUCCAGGGUGUAGAAUGCUACUCUUUCUGCCAUGGACGAUACGACAAGCCGCGUGUCUAACACUCGCCUACUUAGCCUUUGAUCGAUAUCGACUCAUCAUUCAUCCAACAUCGUCAGUGCGAUCGCGAUCACCUCCUUAUGUGCUAUCUGUCUUGGCUGUUAUAUGGUUAGUGUCCAGCAUCGUCCAGCUUCCCACCGCCAUCUUGACUGGUCUGGAUGGAGACGGGAGAUGUCGUGAAUACCGUCCAAGUCGAGGAGGAGGAUGGUAUUACUGGGUAAAAGUUCUUACGAUCUACAUUAUCCCAUUAACUGUCAUUAUAGUCUCUUAUUUCAAGAUAUGGCGUCGUUUAAACGCGCCUGGGGCGCCGCAUUCCAGGGGUAGUAUUAAGAUGCGCACCUUUCGGAAGCGAAGCGCUCGUCGCAUUCUCGUCAUCAUCAUUUUCUUCGCAGUCACGUGGGUGCCCAUCUUCGCUGUUCACAUAUGGCCCCAUUACGAUCCGAAUAUCACUGAGGAUACGCCACACUACGGGUAUGUGCAUCGUCUGACAAACUUUGUGCUAUAUGUGAGCAUGAUGAUGAAUCCCUUCCUUUACGCAUUUGCUGGAGAAGGGUUUAAGAAGCACUUCAGGACGUUUGCAGGACGUGCAGUAACAUCAUCGGUCGUUCUUGAUCAGGAACGCACGCCUGAUGUAAAAGGAACAUUUCAGGAAUCAACACUCCGGAGAGAAAAAUAGAGUAGAUAACUAAUCCAUCGUCUUUGGAUACCGCUACGAUUAAGCAAUUAUUUGAACGUUCUACUAGAAGAGUUUAUGUUUUCUAGUUCUAAAAUAUCACCAUUGACCUUCGUUAGAAGCAAGUGAUAUUUUGAGCCACAGGUAGUUGUUUGACAUUUGAUUUUUCGGAGAACUAUAAUUAUUCGGAUUAUUCGACCAUACUAACUUUGAAAUAUCGAUAUAUGCACACUAAUGAAUACGUUUGAAAUGAAUUAGCCUUAAUUCGCAAGGUGGCAGUGAACUACAAAGAGAAGUCUAAAAACUAAAAUGCAUUGAGCUAAGAAGAAGAAACUUGAAAGGGAUAAGGGAAGAAUUAAAGGAAAAGUAGGUCAAGGGAUGUUCAGGUAUUUCACUCGAGCAAUUACAAGAGAUAUAUUCGGAUGAAACGUAUUAGCCUUAGCUUAAAAUUGUGCCUGAAGGAAAAUGCAGCAAAAAUUUUGCCAUGAAAGAGACAAACGACGAUAGAUGACAGAUAUCAUCUAAAGAGGAAGGAAUGAAAAAAUAAGAUAAAGAAAUAACUUUGAGCAAGGUAACUGGAAGCAGACGAAUUAGAGAAUAAGAUUGUGAAGUAUCCAUUCGAAGUUAGGAAGCUUGAUAAAUGAGGCUUCCAUAUAGUGCUGAUGAUGAUGAUGAGGAGGAGG
Messenger RNA from Strongylocentrotus purpuratus (purple sea urchin), 2665 nucleotides. Its product is annotated as melanin-concentrating hormone receptor 1. Gene Ontology annotation, molecular function: G protein-coupled peptide receptor activity; melanin-concentrating hormone receptor activity. NCBI's taxonomy places the organism in Eukaryota, Metazoa, Echinodermata, Echinoidea, Camarodonta, Strongylocentrotidae. Bases 1266 to 1985 code for a protein of 239 amino acids. The record is from RefSeq and is a predicted model, not a curated record. Gene Ontology annotation, biological process: neuropeptide signaling pathway. Gene Ontology annotation, cellular component: membrane. The transcript has 4 exons.